Planococcus citri (citrus mealybug) is the source of this 2167-nucleotide messenger RNA. RefSeq lists its product as uncharacterized. Bases 403 to 1968 code for a protein of 521 amino acids. Lineage: Eukaryota; Metazoa; Arthropoda; Insecta; Hemiptera; Pseudococcidae. The transcript has 2 exons. The record is from RefSeq and is a predicted model, not a curated record.
GUUCGCCUCUUUCGCUUUCAGUGGACUGUCAAUUUCCAGGAAAUCAUGUUCUCUUCUCGUGAAUCGUGAUUUGUGCAGGCCGCAGGGGGCAGGGUGAGGAUGGAAAGGCGUGUUUCGGUGGUUUGGUCAGGUCAGAUGGCAGAUGCAUUGUUGAAGAACGAGAGGGUGUCUUGUUUUCACCAGAGAAAGGUUUUUUAUCGUAGUUUGAUGUUUUGAUUUGAUUGAUGCAGAUUGCAAAUUACUUACGUUACCGGUUACAAGGAUAGUAAUUUAUUGAUGCUGGAUUGCUUUGCUUUGCUUUGCUAUAGAUAACGAUCGUAUCAUUUUGAAUUGACGUGUUUAUUGUGUUGUGAUGAUGAAGCUUUAGUUCACCGAAGAGUGAAAGUGUUAAGCAAUUUAGAUAUGGCCGAGGAUGAGAAUGUGUUGCUACCCUAUGAUCCCGAAGUUGAUAAUUUUGGUAGCAAAAUCUUGGAAACCGAGUCCGGCCAAACAAUUACGUACGAAGAAGCCUUCCUAAACGCAGAUUAUGUAGAAAAAGCUCUUCAAGUGCCAGCUGUUGACGUUCCGAUUGAAUUCACGAUGUUCGUUUUGCGUAAAAUGGCAGUAAAUGAAAAAGAUUUUCGUAGUUUCGUAAAAGCGAUUCCGCUACAAACUCGCGAGUAUCUGCAUAAACUGAUGAACCGUGAUUCUGCUACGUGUACCGAGGUUCAUCCUGCCAAUGACGAAGAAUCGACGAGCACUUUCCGUGGACUGUUUACGAAAGUAUUCUGCAAAAAAGUAAUCAGCAAUUUUGCCGAAAAUCAGGAAGAUAAACAUUUCGAUAAAUUAUCCGCCGUGUUUCCUUUCAAAGUGUCCACCGAUGUACGUUGGUGCGAGAUGAAAAUUAUGCAGCAAUUUGACGAUGCUUUUUACAAAGAAAUACAGGAGUUUUUAGAUGAGCAUUUCGAUAACGUCAACGCUCCAGAAACUGUCGAGCUUUUUUUACUCAAUAUUCGUAAUUUUAUAUCGGAUAAAUUCUCAGCCGAAGCGUUGUUGUCAAGAUGGGAAAAUCCUGAAGGCCAACACGACGAUUAUCUGAGUACAUUUCCUCGUCUGCAUCAGGGAGGAAUUGAACGAUUUCAAUUUCUGUAUCGAGAAUUCGUCAGUAUGAUAAGGAGUCAUCGAAUUUACGUUCCAGCGUUUAACUUCUACCGUCGUCGUUGCGAUGAAGAUUAUUUUCGCAGAUUACCGGAACGUAAUUUCGUCGAUUUGUAUUCUUUUUUAGAUUACGUCGACUUUUUCAACGAGCAUCGCGAAAUUUACAUGCGGAGAUUUAAGAAAUACCUGUUCUUUUUCGUUCACGCUCUAGCAGUCGAAUCGAAUCCGGUGUUUUUCAUCGAUGAAAUGUUGUUCGAAUGCUUGAAAAGUUUACGAAGAUAUAAAACGAUCAAAGAAGAUGUCUCAUUGAAGAACGACUUGGCAAAAAUAACAAUGUUGGAUUUCAGAACGAAUUUAUUAGAUAGAAGAAGGAGCUACCGGGAUUAUUGCUUGAGUGAUACGGCAUUGGAACGUAUGAAGCAUUACAUUUUGGAAUCCAUUGUGCCGAAAAAUCCUCAGCUGAAUGUGCAGUAUAAGACUGAUUUACUAACUUGGAUGCCUUUCCGUACCGAAGAGGCAUGUGUUAAUGUAUGCUAUUCCAUAAAUGGUGGCAUAAAAAAUUUCUUGGAGCGAUUGCUUUGUAGUAUUAUGUGUCCUGACAGCGAUUCGAUUAGAUAUAUCGAUGAAUAUAAUGCCUACCUUGGAAAAGUAUACCGAUUUGAUUUGCCGAUGAACGAUAUUGAAUCUCUGCGGAAUUUCGUACGUUUAUGUAAUACGUACGAUGUCACCGAUGAACCUUUGGAGGAACCGAAUCUCGAUGUUUAUAUUUUAAAUCAAUAUAUUGCGUUUAUAGAAACUGAACGUUGUCGAGCUACUAUGGAGAUGGAGUGAUCUGAAUAGGUUUGAAGUAAUUUGAUUUUUAUGUACGUUGGUAUUAUUUUUAUGAGUUAUUGUUAUAUAUUAUUAUUUCAUUGAUGAUUGUGUUAUUAGUGGUUUUAAUUUGUUUGUGUUCUCGAUUAUAGUCGUGUUAGGUACCUAUAGUUCUUAAAUAUUAGAUUUUCUAUUAAACUUUGUUUUUGAUCUUUUCUAA